UUCCCGCCAUUCGUAAACAAGAACCUGCCAACAGGGUGUUCCAAGAAAAUGUGUGAAAAUCUGCUGCUAGUAUGUGCUGUCUUCCGGAUAGCCGUCUACACGUUUUUCCGGAGACUGUGUGGAUUUGGACCUCCCCCAGUCAAGCCAAACUUCACAGUGUUAUGUCUGGGACUGGAAGGAUCUGGAAAGAGCUCCAUCUUGGCAGUGCUUAGUGGGGAAAAGUAUGAUGAUAUAUCGCCUACUAAAGGUUUCAGUAUCAAAGCUCUUUUGUUUGAUGACUGUAUUGUUGAUGUCAAAGAACUAGGAGGAGGUGAAUCAGUCCGUCCAUACUGGGACCGAUAUUAUGGAGGAGCCCAAGGGAUCAUAUUUGUAGUAGACAGCACCUCAUCUGAUGAGAAGCUUAAGCUAGCCAGUAAUGAACUCCAUAAAGCACUCGGAGAUCCUGUAUUAGAUGAUCUCCCCUUAAUAGUGUUGUGCAAUUACCAAGAUAAACAGGAAGCAAAAUCUCCCACUCAGCUGCAGGAAAUCCUUGAAGUGAACCUAGAGGAUGGUCACAGGACGUGGAGCAUACAUGGUUGUAGUAUACAUGAUAAAGACAGUAUCAAGCAUAGCUUUCAGGAACUCAACAAGGUCCUUUUACAUCCUAAAAGUCAUUCCAAAGUAAAUCAUUCGGACAACAAGGAUUUCAGUCGACUGUGAAGAAAAAUUGAUUUUGUCUAAUCACUUGAUAUCUAAUAUCCAUAUUGUGAUUGUCACUGAAUCUGUUGUGUUUACUUUUAUGGGUUUUUUUAACAUAUGUUGAUAUUCCCUCAAAGCAGAGUACACAUAAUGCCCCAGAUCUGUGUUUAUGCCCCACCACAAAGUGGCUGAAGGCUCAAAGUGUAACUCUUUGUCUAUCUGUCACAAAUAUUGUUUAAAAAACUGCAGUUUGUUAUUCAUCUGUUCUCAUUGAUAGUGAUACUGUAGGCUGCCAAUAUUUUCUUGAAAGUUUGUUUUGGGUUUGACAUCAGUGGUGUUGAAAUUGGAAAUUAAGAUCUUACCUUUCUUUCAACUUUGACAUGUUUUGUUCACAUUCCUAUCAUCUGGGAUCUCUUGUUUUAAUAUGACCUUUCACAAAAUAAAUCUAGGAAAUAGACAAUUUCAAGAAAGAGAACUACUCCUUCAAGCUAAUAGACCAUAGGCUAUAGUAUAGUUGGUGAGAUGAAACCUAGCUAUCGGGAGAGUCAUGUAGGCGGUUAAACCAGUAACUAACCAACUAAUUUGGAACUUCAGUUGAGUACAUUUAGGUAAGAUAGAAGUAAUAAACUUUUUUAUGGCAAUUCUUAAACGAACAUUAAUGUUUUUGGAUUGAAGGAUGCUUGGUGUUCUUGAUGGGAGAAAUCAGAAGCACCUUCAGAAAUCCUUUUAGCUUUGCAAAUGACCCAACUACCACAUGAUUACACUUUAGAGGCAAUGUAUUUAUUAGUCCACAUGCUGCAAGGAACAUAUAGAUAGCUCAGCUCAAUGUUCCGAUUUGACCUUUGAGCUAAGAUCCAGCAGCUGUAUCAUAAUCAUGUUGUGAACUGUGAAUAAUGAUUCAGAAAAAUGUUGUUAUAAGUAAUUUUUUUUAAAUUGUACUAAAUUUUGUAUAAUUUUAUACAAUACUUAUAUGGUUGUCUCAAUUUUGUGUUGUUACUUGUUAAAUGUUUCCAGUCUAAUUGUUUAAUGUAUUUAGUGCUCAUUGAUAGCCAGGAACAUUUUGAGGCGAGCUCCUUGAGUAUCUGGUGCCUACUGUAAAUCAAAUGGGAGAAAUGAAUAAGAUUGUAUGUGUUGUGACUUAGAUCUAUGCCAUUUUCAAAUGCCACCUUAACACUGUGUCUUCCGAUUUAACAUAAUGUCAUCACUUUAUACUGAUACGGACAUAUUGUUAUUUUCAAGAAGAUAUUUUGCAGUGUUGCUUUGAUGCAUGUGUGGGUUUUUACUCAUGAUGAAACUUAACAGGAACACUUGAUGUUGGUACUUCAUUUAAGUUGUAUGUUUUGCUAAAUGUGUCUCUGAUUUAUUUUCCAUUUCUCAUUAUGU
Pecten maximus is the source of this 2061-nucleotide messenger RNA. RefSeq names its product ADP-ribosylation factor-like protein 15. The coding region runs from base 49 to 699 and encodes 216 amino acids. The transcript is spliced from 5 exons. Gene Ontology annotation, molecular function: GTP binding; GTPase activity. The record is from RefSeq and is a predicted model, not a curated record. NCBI's taxonomy places the organism in Eukaryota, Metazoa, Mollusca, Bivalvia, Pectinida, Pectinidae.